This is a messenger RNA of Diprion similis, 1930 nucleotides long. RefSeq names its product 2-(3-amino-3-carboxypropyl)histidine synthase subunit 1 (gene Dph1). The record is from RefSeq and is a predicted model, not a curated record. The transcript is spliced from 4 exons. Gene Ontology annotation, biological process: protein histidyl modification to diphthamide. Bases 335 to 1573 code for a protein of 412 amino acids. NCBI's taxonomy places the organism in Eukaryota, Metazoa, Arthropoda, Insecta, Hymenoptera, Diprionidae. Gene Ontology annotation, molecular function: 2-(3-amino-3-carboxypropyl)histidine synthase activity.
GCUUCCUAACCUAAUCUAACGACGAAUAUAACGUCAAAAAAGCAAGUAGUUACAUCUUAAUUCGUGGAUUUAGGGGAUUAGUUCGAAGUGUAAAACAUGAUGCCCGAAGUAUUAUCGUAAUGCAUGGAAAAAAGGAGGAAGAACGUAGCGCCUACAAUUUGUACGCAGACUGUGGAUAAUAAAAUAUGAAAAGAUAAGGAAAAUUGACAACUUUAACGAAGCAUCGGUAACAAACGUAGAUGAAGUUUUGAUAAAAAAAAUAUUUAAAGUAGCCAAUCUUCACUUUGGCUACAAAAAAGUGCACAACUACUCAUUGACAUCGUGAAUUAUAACAAUGAGUGAGCAGGGUGAAUCCACAGUUGUAGUGGUCAAGGCGAAGCCAGUAAGACGGGUUUAUAAGGCGCCGGUCAGGGUAAAUAAAAUACCCCCAGAGCAGCUAAAUGACCCAUUGUUAAAUGCCGCCAUUGCAGCUCUGCCGACAAAUUAUAACUUUGAAAUUCACAAAACAAUAUGGAGAAUAAAAGAACUCAAGUCGCAAAGAGUAGCUCUUCAAAUGCCUGAAGGUCUCCUCAUUUUUGCCACCACCAUUUCUGACAUUAUAGAAGAAUUCACUUGCGCUGAGACCGUCAUUAUGGGCGACGUUACUUAUGGUGCCUGCUGCAUUGACGAUUAUACGGCAAAGGCUCUCGGCGUCGAUCUGCUUGUCCAUUACGGUCAUUCCUGCCUAAUACCAGUUGACAAAACAGCGGGAAUCAAAGUCCUCUACAUAUUUGUUGAUAUAAAAAUCGAUGCGAUGCAUUGCAUAGAGUCUUUGCAGGCAAACUUGUUGGUAACAACGAAAAUAGCAUUGGUCAGCACUAUUCAGUUUGCCUCAACGCUCCAGGCUGUCGCUGUCGAGAUGAGAAAAGCUGGAUAUGAAGUUACCGUACCACAAAGCAGGCCUCUCAGCCCUGGCGAAGUGCUAGGGUGUACGGCGCCUCAGAUUCGCUGCGCAGAUGCGGUCAUAUACUUGGGAGAUGGUCGCUUUCACUUGGAGGCAGCAAUGAUUGCGAACCCUAAAUUGCGGGCCUAUCGUUACGACCCUUACGACAAGAGUUUGACGGAGGAAUUCUAUGACCAUGAAAGAAUGCGAAGUAAUAGACGAGCCGCAAUUGAAACUUCUAAAAGAGCGGAGAAAUUUGGACUUAUACUAGGCACCUUGGGUCGACAGGGAAAUCCCGAUGUAUUGAAGACCAUUGAGAAACGGAUCAAAGUUUUGAAGAAAGAAGCUGUUAUUAUUCUCCUUUCAGAAAUAUUUCCCGACAAACUCAAGUUAUUCAGCGAUAUUGACGCCUUUGUACAGGUCGCAUGUCCAAGGCUGAGCAUAGAUUGGGGUACAGCGUUUGAAAAGCCAUUACUGACACCCUAUGAGGGCUCAGUUUCUCUGAAACUAGCGGAGUUGGACAAUGACAGACCGUAUCCUAUGGACUUUUAUGCCUCUGCAAGUUUGGGUCCGUGGACACCAAACCAUAAGCCUGCAGAUCUAGAAAAACAGACUGAUGCAUGCUGUGGAAAGUGCAAGGAAGUUAAAUAACGAAUACUUGAUACGUGAUGAAAAAUAAAUGUCUUUUCUAUCCUAUUCGAUACUUGUAUUGAAACGUUAAUAUAUAGUUUUAACAAGGUAUCUAGUGAACGCAGGAUUCGGAGCAAUUUUGUAAUUACUGGGAACAUAGACCGAGAUACCCUGAUAAACUGUAUAUUCCUCAGAUCAUUCGAAUUUUUUCCCGUUCACUCAUCUGACACUUGUAUGAUUAACUUUACGUAAUCUACGUCAUUAUCUAGAAAAUAAAAUGGAAUAGGAUUUUCACUCCUUGAAUUGAAAAAUACUUCGAAAUUCAAGAUUAACUUGACAUUCCUAGUGUAAUUUAUUGUCGGUACGCGUACAUUAUUU